Messenger RNA from Penicillium diatomitis, 1050 nucleotides. Its product is annotated as Spg1/Tem1 GTP-binding protein. The record is from RefSeq and is a predicted model, not a curated record. Gene Ontology annotation, cellular component: spindle pole body. The transcript has 4 exons. Gene Ontology annotation, biological process: regulation of exit from mitosis. Gene Ontology annotation, molecular function: GTP binding; GTPase activity. The coding region runs from base 1 to 1050 and encodes 349 amino acids. NCBI's taxonomy places the organism in Eukaryota, Fungi, Ascomycota, Eurotiomycetes, Eurotiales, Aspergillaceae.
AUGGAUCAGCCGCACGAUUCUGCAUCGGGGCUCCCUGCGGAUCAGGAGCCCCCCCAUGCUUCAGAGGAAGCCCCAGUGACCGAGGCGCCAGUACCACAGGAGCCCCUUCAAUCUGAGCAGCAGACCAUGGAUGACUCGGCGCCGGCGCCUGUUCAUGUUAAUGUGGAGGAAUCCAACCCCAUCGAUCAAACAGAUGGUCGUGAGGGCAUUGACAAUGGUUACAACAGUGACUCCAAGGCACACUAUCACUCCCGGUCAACGGACUUUCAUCACUCAGCUCCGGAAUUCACGCAUGAAGAUGCCGAUGCGUCCGCUCGCCUCACCUCUUCCCCUUCGGUCAGCCACCAUACUCAGUCUCACCAUCACCAUCGGCCCAGUUCUGGCUUUUCCAGCGGUCCUGAGCGACAAAGUGUGGCCCAACAACCCCAACCCGCGGACUCUUCACAGCGACAGGCGGCAUCGUCAUCAAAGAAUAGCGUUGUUAUCAAGGUCGGCAUGGUGGGAGAUGCUCAGAUCGGGAAAACGAGUCUGAUGGUCAAAUAUGUCGAGGGAAGCUGGGAUGAGGAUUACAUUCAGACCCUUGGUGUCAAUUUCAUGGAGAAAACCAUCUCCAUCCGUAACACUGAAAUCACCUUUUCAAUCUGGGAUCUCGGUGGCCAACGCGAAUUUGUCAACAUGCUACCGCUGGUUUGCAAUGACGCUGUGGCCAUUCUGUUCAUGUUUGAUCUCACCCGCAAAAGCACCUUGAAUUCAAUCAAGGAAUGGUAUCGUCAAGGACGAGGCUUCAACAAGACUGCCAUUCCAUUUCUGGUCGGUACCAAGUAUGACCAUUUCGUUAAUUUCCCACGGGAGGAUCAAGAGGAGAUAUCUCUUCAGGCCAAACGAUUUGCGAAGGCCAUGAAGGCCAGCUUGAUCUUCAGCAGCACUAGUCACAGCAUCAACGUGCAAAAGAUCUUCAAAAUUGUCCUGGCCAAGGCCUUUGACCUCAAAUGUACCAUUCCAGAGAUCGAGAACAUUGGCGAGCCGCUGUUGCUUUACAAGAACGUGUAG